AUGAGCAACGUACCCACGCUCGGAGUACCCCGCGGCCCUGGUGAGAGCAGUCUACCCUCCUCGCAAUCAUCCGUCACAAUCCGUCCGAGCCGGAUCCCUACUCCUGUCGGUGCCACCAGCGAACGUCGCAGAAGCGCCAGAUAUGUCGGGGCAGGAAAGGCCUUCGCGCAGCUCGGUGUUCCAACUCACCUCCAACGCUCCACUACACAACCAAACCUGCAUGUCGCGCACGGAGGAAGCACCUCCAAUCUGCCGAGGAAAGCCGUAUUCAAGGAAGAGUUUGAGUUUGCGGCACGAAGAAACCCAUGGAAGGCUGGGACGUUGGAAAGCGAGAUGGGCGAGACUAGUCAUAGAAGAUCAUCAAGAAAAGAGAAGGAGAACGUGGACAUCUGCCGGCCGCUACCAAAGCCAUGGGAGUCGCCCGCACACAGCAGCGUCACUGCUUCUUCCAGCACCUACAGCAGCCACUCAUCCUCGCUCGGCUCAAGCUGGUCACGACUUGAAAGACCAGUCACGCCCAUCAAAGAAACCUGGUACGAGCACCUCGCCGUCACCAACGAACAGAAUGCGGCAACACCCAGAGCGCACCCGAACACACUCAAGGAGCAGCAGACACCAGUAACGGUACAGCGAUGGAAGGGCGACCGCCCACGUCCGAGCCUCCCGAGACUGUCUUCGGGCCACUCAAUAACGCAACACCAGCUACUCCAACCGCUGAGUCCUCCGCUGCCUCGCACGCCGGGUACCUUUGCUGCUAUCGACCAUCUCAGCGCUAAGCUCGUUAACAACUCUCGGGGGGUGCGCAGGUCAUCAGAGCUCAGUCCGACCAGCGAACGCAGCACGCCGUCCAAAGCGUCUUUACUGUUGAGGCGGCAGGUCACCCAAGCCCAACCAAACGGCUACUGGGCCGGCCGCUUCACGACGCUGCACGACCAGCUCCUGGACGCCUCGCGCGACUGCACCGAGCCUGCGCCUGAGUACACGUACGAUCCGAUCACCGACGUCACGGUCCCGAAGAAGGCCGCACCUGGCGCUGAAGAGCGACGCGCGCGGAAGGUGUUCGAGCAGCUGUACGAGGUCUGCAUCACGGACGAGGCGAGGAGUAGUUUGUGCCUCUUCGCGCGCACCUACGGCCGCAUCCACAACAUGCCGUCGAUACUGUGGUCGAGCCUCUCGUCGGCCAAACCGAAAGCAGAGGAUAAAGACGUCACGCCAUCGCCGACCGCGUCGCUGAUGACGGAGAACAAGAAGCCGGGAGAUAUGGGGCCGCCGCGGAAGAUGUCGUUCAUGGAGCGGCUGAUGGGGAAGAACCGGAAGUCGAGCGGGCAGUCGUUGGGGUUCGAGAAGAGCAAUGGGAGAUAG
Coniosporium apollinis CBS 100218 is the source of this 1362-nucleotide messenger RNA. RefSeq lists its product as uncharacterized. Bases 1 to 1362 code for a protein of 453 amino acids. The transcript is spliced from 3 exons. NCBI's taxonomy places the organism in Eukaryota, Fungi, Ascomycota, Dothideomycetes. The record is from RefSeq and is a predicted model, not a curated record.